AGCAUCAUGCUUGGCCAUGGAUGACGUCAGUCAUGGAUUAAGCUAAUAUUGCAAAUAUCUGAGCGUUUUCUUGGAAAACAUUCUUAUUUAGGGAAAUUUAUUAAUGUCCACGUGGUUAAAUCGGGGACUUUUUUUAUGUGUAUGGCAUAUGACAAGCUUAUAAGCGAGAUGAACAUGCUCAGAUGGUCACUUCAUACAUUUAGCUCCGAGAGUAACUGCUCAAAAUUCAAAAUGAUGAAUAUCGCAGAAAUGCCAAACUUACAGCAAGCCUUUCUCAAUGGCCAGAAAUACCUUGAAAAUCGAAGCACUAUUGUACUUGGAAUCAGCCCUGGCAAUCCACAUUACUACAAAACAGAGACGCUAGAAAGACUGUUUUCCUUGGCUGAAAGCAAUUCGGACAAGGUGCUGUUGUUUAUGCCCGACAAAAUCUCAGAACAUAAUUACAAAGCAGUUGGUUCCAAAAACCCUGAAAAAUCUGCUCGAGUCAAAGCCAACAGGUUACGAAACAAAUGCAAAGAGGUCAUGAAGCAAAUGGGCUGUGAAGAAAGAAAGUACAGUUAUGUCAAGUGGGUGGAAGAAGUCGAGUCUUGUCCUGCCUACACCAAAGCUUUUCAGAAUAUCAAGGAUCUUUGUCAACGAAACGAUGAGUUUCGCUGCGAUAUACAAGAAUCUACAGAGGCUGCUCUGAUAUCGAUGAAGAAUGGCCGUGAAAAUGCAUCAGGACCGACUGAUACCCCAGCCAUUGACCUAGAAGAAGGAGUGAAAUACCUGUUAAAAGAGUUAGCAUUUUUUGAUGUGUUGCCUAAAAUUCACAGAAACUGUGAGGAAUUUGUGUUCGUGUAUCAUCGCCCGUGGCCUGUUUUAGAAAAGUACUGUUGUGGUUUUUAUGAUGGGAUUGUAAAACCUUCUUUAGGAUACGUUGUAUUUUAGUAAACCAUCAUUCUGUUAAUAGAACCCUCAAAAGACUCAUUUGACAUUUUUUAAGAAACACUUUUCUUAGGGGCCGUUCUAUAUUUUCAGGCGAAGGCGAGGAUAAGCAACAUAAUUACCUGAAAGUCUUACAUGUAAAGAAAAUUUACUGAAGAACUGAGUCACGACGAAACACAAGCCAGUGUAUGAUUGAUGUAUUGAUAUACAAGAAGUGUAUAGUUUAUUGUCUUCCAUGUACAAAUAAAAUACUUCUUUAAAAAUU
Actinia tenebrosa (Australian red waratah sea anemone) is the source of this 1192-nucleotide messenger RNA. RefSeq lists its product as uncharacterized. Gene Ontology annotation, molecular function: aminoacyltransferase activity. The record is from RefSeq and is a predicted model, not a curated record. Lineage: Eukaryota; Metazoa; Cnidaria; Anthozoa; Actiniaria; Actiniidae.